AUGUCUUCCAGGUACUUGCUAGUUUUGCUCCUGGGAGCGCCCCCACACCACGACCACCCUCUCAAGCACAUUCUUGUCGAGGAGGUUGAAAAGGAAGACUCCCACAAAAAGCCAUUCCCCAGCAAGAAACCGCCCCACCACCCCAGCCACUUGCUUGCCGAGGAAGUGGAAGCCGAUGAAAAAAAGAAGCCAUUCCCCAAGCACAAACGCCCAAAGAAAGGCGACAAGCCACCAUCCCACGAGGGACACAUUCUCGUAGAGGUGGAAGAGGACUCGAAGAAGCCAUUCCCUGAGCACAAGCCCCCCAAGAAAGGCGAGGAGCCCAAGAAGGGAAAGGGAGAGAAGCCGCCACCAAAGCACAAGCCACCACACGAGGGAGACAUUCUCGUAGAGGAGGUUAAAGAGGACUCUAAGAAGCCAUUCCCACAAGCCGCCAAAGAAAGGCGAGGAGCCAAAGAAGGGAAAGGGAGAGAAGCCACCCCGAAGGCACAAGCUGCCAAAGAAAGGCGAGGAGCCAAAGAAGGGAAAGGGAGAGAAGCUGCCACGAAAGCACAAGCCACCCCACGAGGGACACAUUCUCGUAGAGGGGGUAGAAGAGGACUCAAAGAUGCCGUUCCUGAGCACAAGCCGCCCAAGAAAGGUGAGGACCCGAAGAAGGGCAAGGGAGAAAAGCCACCACCAAAGCACAAGCCACCACACGAGGGACACAUUCUCAUAGAGGAGGUCGAAGAGGACUCUAAGAAGCCAUUCCCUGAGCACAAGCCGCCAAAGAAAGGCGAUGAGCCAAAGAAGGGAAAGGGAGAGAAGCCACCCCGAAAGCACAAGCCGCCAAAGAAAGGUGAGGAGCCAAAGAAGGGAAAGGGAGAGAAGCCACCCCGAAAGCACAAGCCACCCCACGAGGGACACAUUCUCGUAGAGGAGGUGGAAGAGGACUCAAAGAAGCCGUUUCCUAAGCACAAGCCUCCCAAGAAAGGUGAGGAGCCGAAGAAGGGCAAGGGAGAAAAGCCACCACCAAAGCACAAGCCACCACAUGAGGGACACAUUCUAGUAGAGAAGGUGGAAGAGGACUCAAAGAAGCCUUUCCCCAAACACAAGCCGCCGAAGAAAGGCGAGGAGCCAAAGAAGGGCAAGGGUGUGAAGCCGCCGCACCACAAGCUACCACACAAGCCUCCCACCGAGAACUGAUUAUGCAUUCUUCAAUGAAUGUAUAUGUCGUGUGCUUUUCACGGGUUCAAAUAAGAGCUGGUCCAUAGAGUGUCUGGCACUACCGUGUUAGCUGGUUCGCUGUUUGUGC
Molecule: messenger RNA, 1294 nt
Organism: Eucalyptus grandis
Lineage: Eukaryota; Viridiplantae; Streptophyta; Magnoliopsida; Myrtales; Myrtaceae
Product: early nodulin-75-like
Exons: 4
Coding region: 1-1185 (394 amino acids)
Molecular function (GO): protein binding
Source: RefSeq, a predicted model, not a curated record